CGCAGAACAUCGAAGGUUGUACGGUUUGUGGAAGCGGGGAAGAGGAGUGUUCGUUCCUCAAGAUUGCGUUAUGAGAUGAUUCUACAAACGGAUGAUGCAGCUGCAUUUAACGCAUAUUCAUGUCUCCGUUGUCGUGAAAUAAUUAUUCCACUAUGAUGUUGCAACUGCUCGUGCCACCAUGACUCCAUUCGUAGUUCCAUUUGAAAAAAUAGGAGUCCACCUCUUCUUCUAAUUAGGCCACAUCGACAUCGAAUGAACCAGACAAACAAGGAGAACCCAAUAAAACAGCUGAAUUUGGAUUUGGGAAGCGAGAUAUUGCACAAAACUUCUUGGACCUGUGCUGUUCCAAGGGAUUCAUCCAUAGGGAGACCAAAACCUUCGACAGAUCUGGCGGUGUUGGCAGUUUUCAGAUUGGAUACGAGUGUCUUAGUCUUGCGCCGAAGGGAAAGCAGGUGUUGGAGGCUUUACGCGGAUGCGUGGAGAUUGUUGUUUCUGGUGGGGAUGAUAAUACGAACACUACGACAAACAACAACAACAACAGCAACAACAAAGUAA
This is a messenger RNA of Amoebophrya sp. A25, 555 nucleotides long. NCBI's taxonomy places the organism in Eukaryota, Dinophyceae, Syndiniales, Amoebophryaceae. The record is from the annotation of a GenBank genome assembly.